AUGAGCGCACACUCGUCUGCAGAAGCGGCAGUGCCAGCUCCGGCGAGUCCGCAAGGAUCGUCGUCGGACAUCAGCGGUACACUUACUACUGCAGGCAACCAGCCAACAGUGAAGAGGAUAAAGAAGCUCUUGAAUGUUGCCAACAUCAAGCUCACUUUCCCCAGCGGCGCCACAUACGAGGGCAGCUUCAGGGAUGGGAGGAUCGAAGGAUACGGCAUCUAUACUUACGCCAAAACCGGCGAUGUCUACGAGGGAGAGUGGAAAGCAGACCUCAAGCACGGUCAGGGCUGCUACACCUUCGCGAACAGCGACAAGUACACUGGGCAGUGGUACAUGGGUAGCAAACAAGGCAAAGGGCAGUUUGUUUUUGCCAAUGGGAACGAGUAUGUCGGCUCAUGGAGGGCGAAUAAAAUGAACGGCUACGGUGUCUUUGUGCUCGCAUCGAAUGGUGACCGCUACGAAGGCUAUUGGAACGAGGGCGUCCGACAGGGGGAGGGGUGCCUCUACUACGGCAACGGUGACUUGUACGACGGCGAAUGGUGUAGCGGUCAGCAGCAAGGCCUCGGUGUUUUUUUGCAGUCAAACGACGACUUGUACUGCGGUCAGUGGGAAGCCGGGGUCAUGGACGGAAAAGGCGUCUUGCGAGAGAAGGGCAUCCUCUUCCUUGUCGAAUAUGUAGGAGGCUACCUCAUUUCAAAGCAACGGCAGAGCGACACCCUCGACGAGACAGAGAAAGAGUGGGCUCCUGCCUACCGUCAUUAUCUUGCCUGGAUUAAAGAUCACCCAGCUCCCGCUGCGUCAACGCUAACGACGGAAGACAGCAAGCUAAGAGGCGAGCUUCAGGCAGCCCUCGCUGAAAACAGCAUUCUUCGUAAGCGGCUCGAAGACCUACUUGCCCUGCAUCGGCCGAAAGCUCGCUCGGAUAACUCAGGCGGAAAGUCACCUUCUACAUUUCGUUUGGCUGCUCUGAAGGAGGCUGGCACAGAGUACUGGAAGGAGUCACUGAGGAAGCUGGAGAGCAGGGUAAAGCUACUUGAGUGCACACUUGCCGAACGUGAUGUGGAGGUGCGCAAGCUUAGCGAGCGGCUGAAAAAGAGCGAUGCCAAAGUGCACGGGCUGGAGCUCGAGAACGCAGAGCGCAAGGAGUGGCUUCGUGGCACGAAGCAUAACAGUGCGAAGAAGACACUACCAUCGAACGCACAAACGCUUUCUGCGCCCCCAGCACCCCUAGAAAUGGACACUAUCGACGCCGGCGAGGCGGAUAAGCUGAGGGAGCAGAACGCUGGGCUGGUGCAGCUGAAUGAAGAGCUGCAGCGCAAGGUGGCCUUUCUCGCGGCCGAAAACGCAAAGCUUGCCUUGAAGGAAGAAGCUGCCGAAGAACAGUACGACAAACUCAUGGAGGAGGUGGAGCGGUUGCGGGUGACUGUGGAAAAUGAGCGCCGCGUCAACAUGAGUAGUGAGCCGCCGAAAACGGGAGAUACUGCUGCAGCUGCAGCAGUAUCAGAGUCCGUAGCAGUGGGUGUGUCGUCACCGCUGUCGUCCCCGAUCUCACGUGAGAAGAGCUUAGCACAUGAAGAGCUUCAGCAGAGGCUCAUACAGGCAAAUCAGCUGAACAUCGAGCUGCGGCUUAGAAUGGGCAAACUGGAGCGAACAGCUCAGCCGAAACCGAGUGUCGCAAGACUAUCCUUGUCCACUCCAGAGGCUUCCGGACUCGCACGCGAGAAUGAGAUGCUGCACUCUGUAGUAACCAGUCUCAAAGCAGAAUUAGCGGUGAUGCAGAGUGCUUCGAACGAUGCAGAGCAGCAGAUUGUUCUUGCCCAUCAGCGACAGGUGGAGCUGGAGGAGUCCAUGAAGAUGAUCACAUACCGCAAAGCAGCGAACCCGCAGUUGCAGGAGGCACUGGAGCGGAAGUCAGCGCGAAUCGCGAAUCUCGAGCUGGAAAACGCGGAGCUUGCACGACUGUUGGUCGAGACUUGUGCAGACCUGGAGGAGAGGCAGGCAAUAUCUGUGGCAACGAAACGGCAGCCGAGUUUUGAAUCGUCGACCGUUGGCGGCGCACUCAGCGAGCUGGAGUCUGCUCAAAAGGAGGUGAAAAGGCUACAGAGGCGGAUGAAGAAGUUCACAGGCGAGCGAAACAGUCUGACAGAGCAGGUUUACGAGUUGCGAAUGCUUUUGGCUCGCACCGAUCGAACCCUGGGUGCACUGCAGGGCCGGGUGACCGUGGUCGCAUCUAUCGCCGACGAUGGUAUCAGUGGUACGGCAGCGGCGGAUGCGGCUGUGAGAGUCGAUGCCGCCGAUUCCACGAAGCUGGUGCUGUGUGACUGUGGAGAGGAGACAACCUACCAGUACGACUACUGCUUUGAUAAAGACGCCUCCGUGGAGCAAGUCUUCGCUGAGCUUUGCGGCCCUUUGGCUUUUGUGUGGUCGGGCUACCAAUUGGCGCUUAUGACGGUCGGCGGGUUUCGCUCAGGGAAGACCAGCCUCGUGAAAGAGAUCCUUCCUCUUUUCACGAAAUACCUGUCGAAGGAAGCGGCAGAGAAUCCACAACGCUUGUUUUUCAGCUUCACCUACCGUGUCGCUGUUGUUGAGAUUUCCGCGCGUGGAGGCUUUGACUGUGCAUCAGGGGACAACGUCACGGAGGUGUGCUGCGAUUCGAACGGAUUUGUGCAGCCAAAGAACGUGCGCUUCAUCGACUGCACAAGUGGUAGCAUUCCCAUUGUGGUCGACAACCUUCUUGCCAAACGGCGGCAGCACUACAACGGCCGCUCACAUACCUGGAUUCAGCUCCAGUGUGUACGGACAAGCGUUGCGCGCCAGUGCCAGACAGUCGGCAGACUGACCAUUUUUGACUGGUGCGGCAGCGCCUUGCUUGCAUCGCAGAAGAAGGACAUCGAGAGCGCGCGCUUUGCGAACGCGUCUAGUCAGAGUCUGCGAGACCUCGCCACAGCACUCGCUGGCAAGCUGUCUGUGAUUCCGUACGCAAAAUCUGUAGAGACGUCGUUGCUGUUUGACCUGCUCGGUGGCAACUCGAUAACUGCGGUGGUAGGCCGCAUACGAUCCUCCACGGAGCACAUCGAGGAGAGCCUUCGAACACUUCAUGUUUUGACUUCUCUCUUCGGUGUGCGCAACGGACCUCUAGCGGCGGACAAUCAAACCAGCGAUGAGAUUCGUUGGCAGUGUCUUGUUGCAGCGCUGUGCUCCGACCACCAAGCGGAGAGAGAGCUGAAGGCAAUCGAAAACAUCCGGGACUUGUAG
Leishmania major strain Friedlin is the source of this 3255-nucleotide messenger RNA. Its product is annotated as phosphatidylinositol-4-phosphate 5-kinase-like protein. Gene Ontology annotation, biological process: microtubule-based movement. NCBI's taxonomy places the organism in Eukaryota, Euglenozoa, Kinetoplastea, Trypanosomatida, Trypanosomatidae. Gene Ontology annotation, molecular function: ATP binding; microtubule motor activity; microtubule binding. The transcript has a single exon. The coding region runs from base 1 to 3255 and encodes 1084 amino acids. The record is from RefSeq and is a predicted model, not a curated record.